Molecule: messenger RNA, 456 nt
Organism: Mesorhabditis spiculigera
Lineage: Eukaryota; Metazoa; Nematoda; Chromadorea; Rhabditida; Rhabditidae
Source: the annotation of a GenBank genome assembly
AUGGACCGGCUACUCUACACAAAAGUCGUCGCGCCGGCGCGGAGGCUCAUCCCCGGCUACACGAAGCGUCCGCUCGGCUCGGAGGUGCUGCGCGCCUACCUGCGCCAGCGCAGCCACCCGUCGUGGACCAGUUAUUUCAUCAGAUACAGGGACAUUCAGGACGACAACUUUGGCGAGAAACACUUCAACUUUUGCGUCGACGGCCACAACUACCAUAUUUUACGGACCGGCGCGUAUCCGUACAUCAAGUAUCACUGCACGAAGCGCCCCCACCAGGACCUCAGCCUCGAGAACAACCUCUUCCGGGUGAUCACGAUCGUCAAUCUAGGACUGCCGUGCGUGCUGUACGGCCUGGCGGCCGUGGCACUGAUCCGGCAUCGAGAGGAGGUGGCACUUCCCGGGGGUCACGUUGUCCCCAUUCACUUUCUCAUCUACGAGGACCACGACCGCAAGCAG